AUGUUGAAAUGCAAUGAAAACCGUUUUCGCGACAAGUCGACCAAGUGGAAGAGCAGCAUGGGCGCCCAGGUCGCGCGGGAGAAGCGGCGCGAGAGCGCGGACGCGCGGACGCCGGGCAGCGUCUUCACCUUCGCCAACAUCGAGCCGACCGCGUCUUCGCCCGUCAACCUCGAGCGGUCCUCGCCCUUUGUCAUCGGCGUCUGCGCCAUGGACAAGAAGGCGACGUCCAAGCCCAUGACUGAGAUCCUCCAGCGCCUUCCCAAGCAUGCGUUCCAGAUCGUCCUCUUUGGCGACGACAUGAUCCUCAACAAGUCUGUGGACGAGUGGCCGCUCUGCGAUGCGCUCAUUGCGUUCUUCUCGACGGGGUUCCCGCUCGACAAGGCCAUGGAGUACGUCGAGCUCCGCCAGCCCAUCGUCGUGAACGAUCUCUCGAACCAAAACUUGCUCAUGGAUCGCCGCGACGUCUACCGGAUCCUCCAGGAACACAACAUCCCGACGCCCAAGCACAUCGUCGUCAACCGCGAUGGCUACCGCGGGUCGACCCUCGAGCCCGAUUUUUUCGAGUGCGACGACUUUGUCGAGCUCGACGGCGUCCGCAUCCAAAAGCCGUUUGUUGAAAAGCCCGUAAACGGCGAGGACCACAACAUCUACAUCUACUACCCGACGAACGCAGGCGGCGGCUGCAAGCACCUCUUCCGGAAGGUCGGGAACCGGUCGUCCGAGUUCCAUCCGCAUGAAAACAGCGUCCGGCGCGGUCAGUCAUACAUUUACGAAGAGUUCAUUGCGACCCAAGGGACCGACGUCAAGGUGUACACGGUCGGCCCCAACUAUGCGCACGCGGAAGCGCGCAAGUCGCCCGUCCUUGACGGCAAGGUCAUGCGCGACUCGGUCGGGAAGGAGAUUCGGUACCCCGUGAUUCUCUCGACGAACGAGAAGAACAUUGCGCACAAAGUCUGCCGCGCGUUUGGCCAAACGGUCUGCGGCUUUGACAUUCUUCGUGUCGGGAACGAGUCGUAUGUGUGCGACGUCAACGGCUGGAGCUUUGUCAAGAACUCGCCCAAGUACUACGACGACUGCGCCGUGCUCCUCCGCCAGUACCUCGAACGCGCGCUCGCGGGUUACGAAGAUCCGUACGCCGACAUGUACUCGCCGCCGCUCGACCGCGAGCGCUCGAUGACCAACAGCUCGUCUAUGUCGCUUUUGCAGGCCGACGGCACGGCGUCGGAGAGCGAGUUUGAUGGCGGGUUCGACGGCAGCGAUGCGGAUGGCAUGGAGGAAGAAGAGCUACGCUGCGUCCUCGCCGUCAUCCGCCACGGUGAUCGCACGCCCAAGCAGAAGAUGAAGAUGCUCGUGACGUCGCCGCAGCUACUCGACUUUUACGAAAACCGCGUCGGGCGCGGGAAGAAGAAGGACCUUAAGAUCAAGACGAUCAAGGACCUCGAAGAGCUUCUCGCCGUGAGCAAAAAUCUCAUCGCAGCGUACGAAGCCAAGCAGCGCCGUGCGUUGGACGCCGAUGCCAAGGACGUCGACGACGCCGACGACGACGAUAUUGAUGGCGAGCAAAUGAAGGGCAUCUACACGCUUCGCGACGUCCUCCAGCGCUGGCAGCUCUGUGGCAUCAACCGAAAGGUUCAGAUGAAGCCUCGUGCGUGGACCGAUGACUUUCAAGCGGCACCGACGUCACCCGUGCCGGUGGAGCGCCAGGCGCGCCUCGAGUCGCUGACCAACGUCAGCUCAUCGCCAAAGGGCGGCGACAAGGAAAGCUGCGGUCGCAUUAGCCAGCUAUUGCUGAUCGUCAAGUGGGGCGGUGAUUUGACCCACUCAGGCAUCCAGCAAGCCGAGACGCUCGGUCAGCACUUCCGCCAGAUCAUGUACCCCGGUGGCGACGGCGGUCUCCUCCGACUGCACUCGACGUACCGGCACGACCUCAAGAUCUACACGAGCGACGAAGGUCGUGUGCAGAAGACGGCGGCGUCGUUUGCGAAAGGUUUGCUCGAGCUCGAGGGCGAUAUCAUUCCCAUUCUCGUGAGUUUGGUGCUCAAGUCCAAGGACGCCGACUCGAUGCUGGACCAAUCGGGCUCGUCAGCGCAAGAAAUGAUCAUGGCCGUGAAGGAGCGGCUCCACGACAUUCUGCACCGCGAUGACGACUGCGGCCUCUUGCGGACUCACUCCAACUCGCGCCUCGUCCGAAGCGUGGCUGCCGCACUCGACGUCGUCGAGCAGCCUAUGAAGAAGAUGGAACGGAUGCACAAGCUUCUGGGCCACUUGAAGGAUCAGCUCACCAAGCUUUUGGAUGCCGAGGCGACGGAGAAGGCCGAGCGCGUGCUUACGGCCACCGAGUUUGAGCGCGGUCUCCGUGACGAUCGCGAGUUCAAGCCCCUCGAGCGCCAGGGCUCGGAAACGACGGUCGGUUCGUGCUUGGAGCUCGAGCCCGAAACCAUUGAAGCGUUCAGCCCGACGUCGGUGGCGACGACGAAGACGCCCAAGGCGCGCAAAAACUCGGUGGACGAGACGGUGUCGCCCAAGAGCCGCCCCAAGACGCCGACGGCGACGUCGCUGAACUCGCUCAUGUCGAGUCCACGGCCCCGCAUCGGGUCGGCGGGCCACACCAAGCGCGAGCCGUGCGGCCGCGAGACGCUCGAGAUGAUGCGCGAGCGCUGGGCCAAGCUGUACCGCGACUUUUACUCGAAGAAGGGCAAGACGUUUGAUCUCUCCAAGAUCCCGGACAUCCACGACUGUAUCCGCUACGAUGCGAUGCACAACGCGCACCUGUACCUCAGCGGUAUCAAGGAGCUCCUAGAUAUCUCGGCCUCACUGGCCCACGCCCUCGUGCCGCAGGAGUAUGGCAUUGAUGUGCACGAAAAGCUUCACAUUGGCACCAACAUGUGCCAGUCAUUGCUCAAGAAGAUGCGCGACGACCUCGACCUCGCGCGGGGCUUCAACAUUACGCACCGCCUCGACCCGUCGUAUGCGACCAAGGACAUCAAGUCGACGCACCGCUCUGUGCGCACCCGCCUCUACUUUACGAGCGAGUCGCACUUGCACACGCUCCUGAACGUCCUUCGGCACAGCGUCACGGGCAAAGAGGAGGACUGCCCCGUCUCGGUGCCCGGGCGCAAGUGGAUCGAAGAGAUCCCCGAGCUCUGCUACAUGACGCACAUUGUCGUUCGUGUCUUUGAACGAUGCGGCCUCAACAGCUUGGACCCGCGGCGCUUCCGCGUCGAGCUGUCGCUCUCGCCGGGGGCCACCGGCAACCCGCUCGAAGACUUUACGCCCAAGAAGCCGCUGAGCGUAUCGCCGCUGCACAUUGUGUCGCGUGACUCGCUCACGUGCCAAGAGUUUCAAGAUUACAUUUGCAAAGCGAUUGCGUUCAAGGACGCAGCCCACUAA
This is a messenger RNA of Saprolegnia diclina VS20, 3390 nucleotides long. RefSeq lists its product as hypothetical. Lineage: Eukaryota; Oomycota; Saprolegniomycetes; Saprolegniales; Saprolegniaceae. Bases 1 to 3390 code for a protein of 1129 amino acids. Gene Ontology annotation, biological process: inositol metabolic process; inositol phosphate biosynthetic process. Gene Ontology annotation, molecular function: 5-diphosphoinositol pentakisphosphate 1-kinase activity; diphosphoinositol pentakisphosphate kinase activity; ATP binding. The record is from RefSeq and is a predicted model, not a curated record. The transcript has 8 exons.